This is a messenger RNA of Trichoderma harzianum CBS 226.95, 1278 nucleotides long. RefSeq lists its product as hypothetical. Gene Ontology annotation, molecular function: inositol monophosphate 1-phosphatase activity. The record is from RefSeq and is a predicted model, not a curated record. Lineage: Eukaryota; Fungi; Ascomycota; Sordariomycetes; Hypocreales; Hypocreaceae. The transcript has 2 exons. The coding region runs from base 99 to 1064 and encodes 321 amino acids. Gene Ontology annotation, biological process: phosphatidylinositol phosphate biosynthetic process; signal transduction; inositol metabolic process.
CGAAAUGCGUAUAUGAUGCUCACAACAAGCCCCUUUACUCCCUCUCCUCGUCCCUGUUCUCUUCUUUAAACGUAGGGUUCAAGGCCAAUCAACCCAAUAUGGAUUCCAUCACAGAUUCAAGUAGUAACCUGACGUUACAAGACCUCCAAACUCUCCGUAUCCGCCUCAUAGCCAUCGCCAAAGAAGCCGGCACCAUCAUCCUCUCCGCCAACCCAACGCCCCUCACAACCUCUUCCAAGAAAAACACCGCCGACAUCGUCACCCAGACAGACAAAGCAGUCGAAUCCCUCAUCCGCACAAACCUCGCCUCCCACUACCCUUCCUUCGCCUUCAUUGGCGAAGAGACGUACCACCCCGGCCAGACCAUCACCAACGACCCAACCUUCAUCGUCGACCCCAUCGACGGCACAUCCAACUUCGUCCACGGCUUUCCAGAAGUCGCCGUCUCCAUCGCCCUCGUCGUGGACAAAGUUCCCGCGGUGGGCGUCGUCUACAAUCCCUUCCGCGACGAGCUCUGGUCCGCCAUCAAAGGCCACGGCGCAUAUCACACCACACAAGCCAGCAACAUCAUCAACCACACCACUACCAACAACAAUGACAUCUCUAGCUUUGAGAAUACAAAGCAGCUCUCCCCCAAAUCCCCCCUCUUAGGCCUCUCCCCCGCCUGCAUAGCCAUCGAAUUCGGCUCAGACCGGCAAGGCCCCAACUUUGCCCUCAACCUGCAAGUCUUCACCGCCCUCCUCCGCACCCCCCAUGACGGCGGCCGCUUCGUAAACUCCCUGCGCUGCUCCGGCUCCGCCGCCAUCGCAAUCUGCCGCGUCGCCGCCGGCCAGCAGGACGCCUUCUGGGAGUGCGGCUCCUGGGCCUGGGACGUCGCCGCCGCUUGGUGCGUCCUCGUCGAGGCUGGCGGUGUCAUGGUUGAUGGGCAUCCCGGGGGGUGGGAUCCUCCUGUUGACAAUCGGAGGUAUCUCGCUGUGAGGCCGGCGACGGCAGGGCAGAAGGAGUUUGUGGAGGAGUUUUGGGACGUGAUUGGCGAUGACCGCUCGACGUAUGGGCCUCCUUGAUGGCUGCGUUCUACUUUCAUAGUUGGGGUAGUCCGUCAUGUGCAAGUAUUCAAGUAGAUAUAUAAUAUUGUCAUAUAUUUCAGUCCUAGUCUUUAUAUCAUCCAUCAUAAAAGGAGCGUGUUCAUUCAUCCUUGUGAUCCGUUAACCCCCUUUAUCCAAAAAUCCAAUGCCCUUCAUUAAGCAGUCUAUAGGAUAUCAUCCAAACAAGACAUGC